This is a messenger RNA of Eublepharis macularius, 1581 nucleotides long. It is a transcript of the gene ANKRD37, whose product is annotated as ankyrin repeat domain 37. The record is from RefSeq and is a predicted model, not a curated record. The transcript has 4 exons. Lineage: Eukaryota; Metazoa; Chordata; Lepidosauria; Squamata; Eublepharidae. Bases 54 to 581 code for a protein of 175 amino acids. Gene Ontology annotation, molecular function: protein binding.
UGAACAGCCACUUCAGUCUCACCGUAACUCUUGCCCCUGCAAAAACUGGGAGAAUGUUGUUACUGUGGGAUUGCAAUGCAGAGUCUGAAGACCUGAGCUACCUGAUGGAAGCAGGAGCCGAAGUAAACAUACCUGCUGAUACGGUGCGCCAGCAACCUGCUCACCUGGCUGCUUACGGAGGCCAUGCUUUCUUCCUCCUUUGGCAACAGCUGACAGGAGCCGAUCUGAACCACCAGGAUUGGCUUGGGGAAGCUCCAAUUCACAAAGCAGCUAAAGUUGGGAGUUUGGAGUGUCUCACCUUACUUGUUGCCAGUCAUGUCACCAUCGACUUAUGCAACAAGAAGGGACAAACUGCAGAAGACCUGGCGCUGGCUUUUGGAUUUUCGGAUUGUGCUCAGUUCCUCAUGACAAUGAGAGAAACUCAAAAUAGGAAAGCAAUCAAUCAAGUCAGCGAUUCCCUCAGUAACAGAAACGACCUGCUGAGAGAGGCUCCAACAAGGCAAAAACGAGCAAGUGAAAGCAGGGCAUCCAUAAGCAAGAAGACAAUGAGAUCAAACCAUACAGGGUUUAGCCAGCACUAAACAAUAAUAGAUUUCCUUUAAACAGGCAGCUACUCCAAAGUACAACUUUCAGUCAGUAGCUACUUCAAUCAGCAAAAAAUGUGUAGAUCAAUGUUUCCCUGUGUCCAAGUGUCAUAUCAGGGGUAUACAUCAAUUAAAAGUUACUAUUUCUAGACACAGCCUACUCAAAAGGGACUCCAUUCACAGCAGCAGGAAAAGUCCUUCUUAUACAUUCUGUUAGUUGUCUAGUAGCACCACCUUCGCUCCCUAAAUACAAUACCGAUUUAGCAGCGCUCUCUUCAAUGUGGAGAUGUUCCCCAUUCAAAGAAACGCAAGACAUGUAAGAUAAAGUGCGUCUGAGAACAGUGAGGACGCCUGUCUAAGAAUUAAGGAACAGAGCUAUUUCCAGAAGAUAUGAGGGUUCUCGUGCAUCCGCCUAAGCCAAAAGCACCUACUUUAUUAAAGUCAACCUUUACUGCAACCUUCCAUGACAACACAGAGCAAGAUCUUUUUUUUAAAAAAAACACAGAGGCACUGUUAAGCCAUAUGCAGGAACACUGUACUUGAUUGUACUCCACUCACUCCUACAUGGGUGAUCUACUCCAUUUUCCCAAAAGUUUUCCAUGAACAACCCCCAUAUUCAUUUGCUGCUGAAUGAACAGAGUAAGGGCAGGCAACCACCUCCUCAAAACCUGAUUUCCACUUCUGUGAUGCACCACGCUGCAACUGGGGUUCCAGUACCGGUCAAGUGUUAAUUCCGAUUCAUCCUGUGCACUGGAAAAGUAAACUUUUAACCGGCAUUUAAACAGAUGCAAUGUUUUUUCAUCAUGUGAAAGUGAAGAGAAAUAUGAACAGUGACCCCCGCAGAAAAGCACCAAGUCUAUGGAUGAAUGUUGAUCAAAACCAACUAUGUUGAACAAUUCCUUCUGAGAAGGAGAGUGGUUUGCUUCUUGAAGAAGAUACCUGUAUUCCUGUAUUUCUGUGCUAAAAACAUGCAAUAAACACUGUCGUGUAUUUUCUA